Messenger RNA from Drosophila takahashii, 419 nucleotides. RefSeq names its product Tim13 (gene Tim13). NCBI's taxonomy places the organism in Eukaryota, Metazoa, Arthropoda, Insecta, Diptera, Drosophilidae. The record is from RefSeq and is a predicted model, not a curated record.
UCGGACUUAAGCAAAUGCUUAAACAUAGUGUUCAGACUUAAAGAAAUUAUAAAUUAAAAUUGUUUAUCCGAAAUGGCGGCUGCCAACAUGGAGAAGGGGGAGCUGAUGAGCCAGGUGAAGCAGCAGAUCGCCCUGGCCAACGCCCAGGAGAUGCUCUCGAAGAUGACGGAGAAGUGCUUCAAGAAGUGCAUCCAGAAGCCGGGAAAAACACUGGACACCAACGAGCAGAGGUGCAUUUCGCAGUGCAUGGAUCGCUUCAUGGACGCCUGGAAUCUGGUGUCCCGCACCUAUGGCAAUCGCCUGCAAAGGGAGCAGUACAGGACCAUGGACACUGUGGAGAUGAGCAACUAGAAGCCGAGUUCCGGUCACCCUGUAAUUAAAACCGAAUUUAUUUUGUUCUUGAUCCAGUCUCAACUCAA